This is a messenger RNA of Puccinia triticina, 687 nucleotides long. RefSeq lists its product as uncharacterized. Bases 1 to 687 code for a protein of 228 amino acids. The transcript has a single exon. NCBI's taxonomy places the organism in Eukaryota, Fungi, Basidiomycota, Pucciniomycetes, Pucciniales, Pucciniaceae. The record is from RefSeq and is a predicted model, not a curated record.
AUGUUGCUGGAGAAUCCUGUUGGCCCUCAAAGUCGGCAACCGAAUGACUCUCGUCUGAUUGAAGAACUGCCGCCAUUGCCCUCCUUGUUGACUAAUCCGAUUGGAUCGGGAACGGUCCCUCCAAACAACCUGCCAAUGGUCCCUCCAAACAACCCGGGAUCAUCUACAUCUACACAGGCAAAAGCUCCAACACCAAACAUCUCUUCUGGCCAGCAUAGACGUGUGUCCCGGGGAGCUCUUUCAGACGCCAGUCCCGGUUCUACUCUUUGUCGCAGCCAGUCAUCAAGUCCCCAACAAUCAUUGAAGGGGUCUGGGUCUCAUUUAGCAAAUGCCUUUAAUGGCUCAACGGAAACUAGAUUGCAGAUGUUUGAGAAGCAAGUUGCGGCUGAUGAAGAGCGCUUCAAGCGUGAAGAUACGCGAGAGACUGAACAAACCAACCUCGAGAGGGAUCGUAUCAAACGUGAAGACAAGCGGGAAAAAUCACGAGACCGGAAGGACAACCAGCAACAUGCCGAUCGACUUAAAUGGGAGCGCGAAAAAUUUAACCGUGAGGAAAAGUUGGUCACAGAUCGAGAGGCAAAAGCUGAUAAACCGCGAGACGAAAAGAAGACAAUGGUCAUGGAGCUCCUUUGUGAGGGAAAGUCAACAGCAGAGGUUGAAAGUAUCAUCAAUAUGAUAUAUGGGUAG